AUGGUGAGGAACAUUGAUGACUUCGAUUUUUGCCUUCCAUCCCAUCCUCAAUCUAUUCUGGAAGGACUACAGACCCUACGUUCCAACCCCAAACUUUCAGAUGUCACUUUGAUUGUUGGGGGACAGAAAUUCCCUUGCCACCGCAGUAUUCUGGCCCUCUGUAGUCAGUACUUCAAUGCUAUGUUUGCUGGUGACUUUAUGGAAAGCUUUUCAGCGCAUGUAGAGAUCAAAGAUGUAGAUCCUAUCACUAUGGAGUCCUUGCUUAAUUUUGCUUACACAGGAAAAGUGACCAUCAAUCAGAGGAAUGUGGAAGCCUUGAUUAGGACAUCCAGCCAACUCCACUUCCCCGUCAUCCAAAAAGUUUGCAGUCGGUACUUGAGACAGCAGAUGGAUGCAUCCAACUGUUUAGGCAUUUGUGAGUUUGGAGAGAUGCAUGGCUGUUCAGAGAUUUCAUCUGAGGCGUGGUCGUUUUUGCAAGAAAACUUUGAACUUGUAUCUCAACAGGAAGAAUUUCUUCAACUAUCGAAAGAGAGGCUAAUUAUUUAUCUGUCGAACAACCUACUGCAAGUACAAAAAGAACAGAGCCUAGUUGAAGCUGUGCUCAGGUGGGUCAAGUAUGAAAAAUUGGCCAGAGUGAUGCACCUUCCAGAGCUUCUUGACCUAGUGCAUUUGGUUUCAUUGCCAGAUCAGUAUCUGCAAAACAUGUUGUCAUCUGAACCACUGAUUCAGGAAUCAGAAGCUUGCAAGGCUAUCAUUGCUAGACAUCGGAGCACGGCAGAGAACAAGCCCUUUGUCCAACAGAGACUGAAGGCCCUUCCACAGAAGCUAGAAGAAGUGCUGGUGGUUGUGGGAGGCAGAGCUUUGGAAGAAAAUGAUGAAGAUGAAGCGGAGCCACACUUCUCCAGAAAUGUUGCUUUUUAUAAUACUAAUACUAAAACAUGGAUUGCUUUGCCUGAUUUUCCAGAUUACAAUAAAUGGGGCUUUUCUAUGAUUGCUCUAAACAACAACAUUUACAUUACAGGUGGCUCCAGAGGAUCACAGAAUGACACAUGGUCUACAACACAGUCCUGGUGCUUCUGCCUUAAGAAGGCUGCCUGGAAGUCCAUUGCUCCAAUGCUGAAGCCCCGAACAAAUCAUGCCAGUGCUGUUCUCAACGGAGAGAUCUAUGCUAUUGGUGGAACCACUAUGGACAUUGUGGAAGUAGAAUGCUACGAUCCUUACAAUGACAGCUGGUGCUUUGUCAGUCCUGCCUUGAAGUAUGUCAGUAAUUUUGCUGUAGCCGGAUGUCUUGGGAAGUUGUACCUCAUUGGUUCCUGUGCUAUCAAAUACAAUACAUUGACUCUCCAAUGUUACAACCCUGCUAUUGAUGUCUGGAGUAUAAUUGCAUCUCCCUUUCUUCCCAAGUACCUCUCUGCUCCUUGUUGUGCCUCCUUGCAUGGAGUCAUUUACCUUAUUGGUGAUAAUACAAAGAAAGUCUAUGUGUAUGAUCCGGAUGCUAACAUCUGGCAGAAGGUGCAAGAGCUUCAUACUUUGCAUGAAAAUGGUGGAAUGGUACCACUUGGUGGUAAGCUGUUUGUCACAGGUGGCUACUGGAAAGGUAUGGAUGGCAACUAUCAAGUAGAGAUGGAAAUGUAUGAUUGUGCCAAGGAUGUUUGGACAAGAGAAGGGUCACUUCCCUGUUUAUGGCUCUACCAUGCAUCUUCUUCUAUCUUCAUGGAUACGUCAAAGUGGAGGGAACCUUUCCAGACAUGA
This is a messenger RNA of Thamnophis elegans (Western terrestrial garter snake), 1752 nucleotides long. RefSeq names its product kelch like family member 30 (gene KLHL30). Gene Ontology annotation, molecular function: protein binding. NCBI's taxonomy places the organism in Eukaryota, Metazoa, Chordata, Lepidosauria, Squamata, Natricidae. The record is from RefSeq and is a predicted model, not a curated record. The transcript has 7 exons. Bases 1 to 1752 code for a protein of 583 amino acids.